CAUGGAUUUCUAACAAUUUUCAAAAAAUGAUCAAAAAUGAAAUUAAAUAGCUUCUUAUGUAUUAAUAUAAAAUACUAAAUAUAAAUUACAAGCAAUCUGAGACACUUUAACAUAAAUAGAACCUGUCGAUUUUAACAUUGUAUUAUUUUAUUAUGGUGUUUGUUUGCAUAACUUCGAACUCAAAAUGGAUAUAAAUCAGCUUAUUAAUGAAAACCAAUGUGUUUUCUCUGCUUUGGCUUGUAUAUUUUUGACCGUCGCUUAUGUUGCUAGUCUAUAUGUCUGGAGAACUCAACAUAACAGGGACCACCCGUCCACAAUCAAAAGAAGAUUCUUUGGUGUCUCCUGUGUUAUGAUAAUAGCCCCAUUUUUCACACAACUAUUUCUAAAGGAACAUUCUGUACAAAAUGUGGAUAUAUAUGUGCAGUUGGGCUUGAGAUUGCCAGGUCUGAUCAGUGCAUCAGUCCUGCCUCUACUCUUGACCGCAAUUUUAUUUUUAGGACCUUUAACAAUGCAAUUUUUGUCUGGAACAUGGAGAAUUUAUUUAGAGCCAGUAUACUGGUGGUCAAGUUGGCAGGAUCUGGUGUGGGUACGCAAUCAUGUGAUGGCACCACUCAGCGAGGAAUGGGUAUGGCGGGCCUGUAUGACACCCUUACUGCUGCAAUGUCUUGAGCCUAUGACUGCUGUGUUUGUUGGGCCGCUGCUGUUUGGAAUUGCACACUUGCACCAUAUGCAUGAGUUGAUGAAGGGUGGCUGGCAGUUCAAAGAUGCCUUGAUGAUUUCAACCUUCCAAUUGAUGUUUACAAGCAUAUUUGGAGCAUACUCAGCAUUUCUUUUCCUACGAACUGGUCACUUCGUCGCCCCGCUAAUCGCGCACAUGUUCUGUAACCACAUGGGGUUCCCAAACUUCAGCGAGGUUGGCAAGUAUCCGCUUCUGCAGAGAAUUAUCAUCAUCUGCAACUUCAUCCUCGGUUUAACUUUAUGGUGUUACCUCCUGUUUCCGCUGACUAGCCCGGAUAUUUAUGACAACAGAUUAUAUUCUGUUACGUGAAUUGAACGAAAUAUGUACUUGAGUCUGUCCAAUAUUUUAGUACUGCCACUAUGAACUAAUAUUGCAAGCUAUUGCAAGCUGUAGGUGUAAUUCUGAAAGAACUUUAAACGUAAUGCUUUAUAACUUAUUACUCCAUUUCAAAUUAUCUACACAGGGUGUAACAAAACUAGGUGAUAAUACAAUAGGGUGUGUAUGUGUU
Molecule: messenger RNA, 1247 nt
Organism: Aricia agestis (brown argus)
Lineage: Eukaryota; Metazoa; Arthropoda; Insecta; Lepidoptera; Lycaenidae
Gene: Sras
Product: CAAX prenyl protease 2
Exons: 6
Coding region: 185-1048 (287 amino acids)
Biological process (GO): CAAX-box protein processing
Cellular component (GO): endoplasmic reticulum membrane
Molecular function (GO): metalloendopeptidase activity
Source: RefSeq, a predicted model, not a curated record